AUGCCAGAGCAUGAUGGGCUUAUGAGAGUAUUUUGGCCAUUAGACGCACCAAGAACCGAUUCGCCUGGCAUAAUAGUGGGUUGGCGGAAUUCAGGGCUUGACGUCUUUGUCGUGGCAAUAUUGGAGGAUGUUGAUGCACGGAACGUGGAGAAUGCCCUGAAGAUUGGAACGUUAUUUCGAAAUGCCAGUCACCCCAUAGAACGAAUAUACCAACUAUGUGGGCAGUCCUCAAUGCAUGUCCUGGGCCUGGCGAACACCCCCGAAGCCGACGUCGAGCCCCUCCAAAUGCACGCGACCACGGGGCCAGGACUCAGAGAGCCUCAAAUAUCCUGCGCCAGAGCUGCAACGAUACAGAUCAUAAUGUUUGAGAGACCUCUCCCGAACAGAAUGCAAUACAUAUCCUUAGACCCGAUCUCGUUAGCUUUGGGGGAUCAGGCUGAAAAGACAGUUCAUGCUCCAGGAAGCGUAGAUGCGGAAGAGGAGAAGGAAGAGAUGAGAAACAAGGAAAGGAAGAGAGCGCUGGUUGAGAAGUUAAAGUUGCACACCGUGAUUAAACAUCCACGCUCACAGAAGGAGCUUGCCCUCUCCAGGAUUGUCAAUCAGAUCAAUUGCUCUUGGGAGCUACACAAGCUGCUACAGCAGAACAUAUCACUCGUUGGGACACGUUCACGGCGGAGCUUAAGCGUCUCAGAGAGGGUGGUUGAGUCUGCAACGAGCAUGCGCGACUUCGUGGUGAUGGCAAUUCUGCAACUAAUUACUGUCUACAUAUAUCCAACUGUGCGACGAGCCUUUAUUAUCGGUCUUCUGGGUCAUCGGGUUGCCGCUGAAGCGCUUCUACUAGUGCUUGAGUGGAGGGCAAGGCCGGACUAUGCAGCUCUGAAGGACAUAUCGGCAACAGCCCAACAAGUUGAAAUACGGCUGCAGCAAUUCUGUUACUGGCCAAUGCAGUAUGUAACCCUACGGAAACGUAAGGACGACUGGGAGAGUGUUACGACUAGCCACGCAGAUUAUAUCAGGUUCUAUAAUAGUCUCUGGUUAGUCGCCAAUGAUGUGAUAAUCGGUAUUGCCCUUGGGUCGUACAUUAUCGAUAAUUCAGCAUGGGUGGCCGAGUCUAUCAGCGGAGUUCUAAGCACAUAUUCUAUUGCCGCCUUACAGAGAACGAUAUCUUGGUUGAUGGACUGGCCAGCUGGGCUAAAGCUGAACAAUGAGUUGGCCGCUUUCCUUGGUGACCUCUUCCUAUGGGUCAUUGAUCACUGGUCAAGCUGUAUCGAAACUCUGCGUCCCGCUCUACCUCACCUCAUUUGGUUCAUCGGAUUCUCAAGCUUUGCGGGUGCCAGUAUGCCGAUUGCCGUCUUCUCGGAUCUCGUCUCGAUAUUGACCAUACACAUAUAUUCGUUCUACAUGGCCUCAGCCCGAAUCUUCAACUGGCAGUAUACCAUACUCAUCUCCCUAUUCCAACUCUUUCGAGGAAAGAAGCACAAUGUGCUCCGGAAACGAAUUGACUCAUGCGAUUACGAUCUCGACCAACUGCUCCUGGGCACAAUCUUGUUCACACUACUCUUCUUCUUACUACCGACGGUGGUUGUAUUUUACCUCACGUUUGCAUGCUCACGCAUGGCGAUUAUCUGCUUAAAGGCCAUUUUAGAUACAUUGCUAGCUUGCCUGAACCAUUUCCCACUUUUUGCUCUUAUGCUACGAAUUAAAGACUCGCAACGACUGCCAGGUGGCAUUCGUUUUGAACUUCGAGAUACCCAACAAUUCGCGAGUCCUUCUGAUAAUGCACUCCCAACCUCAUAUAUAUACCUCAAGUCCGUCCCGCUCACGUUUCGCGCUAUGUUCCAACAAUAUUUUCAGCUCGGCCACCGCAUCCGCAACCACUACCUCUCCCCGCGCGUUCUUUGGUGUCUUGCCACUGGCCAGUUCGUACCGCCGAUCCACCGCAAGAAUCUCUAUAGUCUGCAAUACAGCAUGUUGCCUGCGCGCCGAGCAGGCAUUUGGGAUAUGUGGAAUGCGUUAGUUAAAACUCCCCCAAAGCAGAAACAAAAACCAUCAGGUUGGGAGGGGCGGGCGAAUGGGAAUGGGAGACGGCUUAAUGGUAACGGCAGAAGAUACAUGCAUCAUUAG
Amorphotheca resinae ATCC 22711 is the source of this 2124-nucleotide messenger RNA. RefSeq lists its product as hypothetical. The record is from RefSeq and is a predicted model, not a curated record. Bases 1 to 2124 code for a protein of 707 amino acids. Gene Ontology annotation, biological process: GPI anchor biosynthetic process. The transcript has 5 exons. Lineage: Eukaryota; Fungi; Ascomycota; Leotiomycetes; Helotiales; Amorphothecaceae. Gene Ontology annotation, cellular component: membrane; endoplasmic reticulum.